CAGAGAUCGUAUAAGUGCUGCCAAACUCUAUCGGAAAUAUUUUGGCGUUUAAUUGAAAAGUAAACGAAAAGCAAGGAAAUUAUUGAAUAAAAUGGAAAAUUUUCAAUUGCAAGAUGAAGUGCAGUCGUUGCAAAAAUUGAGAGAACACUAUGAACACCAACUGCGCUUACUAGGACUUGAACUUUGUGACUUGCCUGAUGAUGUUGGUGCUAUGAUAGAAGAGUGUGUGGAGCUCCAGCAAGUCACACAACUGCAUGAUCUUCAACUGAGCUACUUAAAAGAGUUUUAUUAUAACAAACUCAAAGAGCAUUUAGAAAAUAAUCUUACUAUUGCAAAAAUGCAAGCAGAAAUUGACGAACAGGAGAAGCAGUUACAAAGAGAAAUUGCGGAAUGCGCUUUACUUGAGAAAUUCACAACUUCGGUUAAUAAACGCCUGAUUUCUGAAUCCGAAAUGCAGCGGAACAAAAUUAUCAUAGAGGGGAAAAUACACACUUUAAAAGAAAAACAGAAUGGAUUCAAUAUACCAGACGAUUUAAAUAUAGAUGAAUUAGUGAAGAAAGUUGAAGUGCUGGAGAAAACCAAAUCAAAAGAAAAAUAAAUGUGUUAACAACUGAACCAUUCUGAACAAAGACUGCCCCCGGUAGUCAGAGGGUGUAACAAUAAAUCUAAAUCUGUUUAUAUUUUUAGUAUUUUCCAAGUCUUACUUGUGAUGUUGAUUUAUAUGAAGAAAGAUCUGCAAAGCUCAAGCUGAAUUGCGAUUACAAUGUUCGGUGAAACCGAAGUUCCUGAAUUAAGCUGUAUAUUGGCGCUGAAUUUAGAGUUAUUGUCGAUAUUAUUAUUUUUUUUUUAUACGGCAUUUAAGUUUGGUUCAGUUCUAAUUUUUUAAAAAUAUAGGCAUUUACACUAAAAAUAAAACUACAUAAUGAAUAGAAUGUUCGUAUGUUUUGAAGUUAACUACUUUUAAGUUAUAA
This is a messenger RNA of Anastrepha obliqua, 971 nucleotides long. RefSeq lists its product as uncharacterized. The transcript has 5 exons. The record is from RefSeq and is a predicted model, not a curated record. Bases 92 to 598 code for a protein of 168 amino acids. Lineage: Eukaryota; Metazoa; Arthropoda; Insecta; Diptera; Tephritidae.